CAAUGUUGAAAGUCGUUGGUGCAUCGUGGCAAAAAACGCGGAUAGGGACCUACAUCUUAAUCGGUGCUGGUCUCUUGGUCAUCGGAGCCUUCUUCAUUGGCUACAUGGAGCGGCCGGAGUAUGAUGGCACCUACUGUGCUACUGCUCUGUGGACGAAGCAGGUUGGCUUCCAAAUUGAAAACUGGAAGCAGCAGAACGAUCUGGUCAACAUUCCCACGGGUGUUGGCAGGAUUUGCUACAAGGAUUCGGUUUAUGAGAAUGGUUGGGCUCAAAUCGAGGUGGAGACACAAAGAACAUAUCCAGAUUGGGUUCAGGCCUAUGCAGCUGGCAUGCUAGAGGGUUCGCUGACCUGGAGGAACAUCUACAAUCAGUGGUCAAAUACCAUUUCCUCUUCCUGUGAGCGAGAUGAAAGCACCCAGAAGUUCUGCGGCUGGCUGAGGGAGCUCUUGACCUCCAACUACGAUCGCUUGAAGAGGCAGACUGAAAAGGCUGAGAAUGAUCACUAUUGGCAUCAAUUGCAUUUGUUUAUCACCCAGUUGGAGGGACUGGAAACUGGUUACAAGCGCGGAGCAACUCGAGCUCGUUCCGAUUUGGAGGAGGAGAUACCAUUUUCCGAUUUCCUGCUGAUGAACGCCGCAGCCGAUAUUCAGGAUCUGAAGAUUUACUACGAGAACUAUGUGCUGCCCAAUAAUACGGAACACACUGAGGAAUCAGGAACCGAUCAGCCAAAGAACUUCUUCUUGCCAAGCGCUUCCAUGUUGACGAAGAUUGUCCAGCAAGAUGAUACACUUCAGUUGCUUUUUGGACACAGCACGGCAGGGAGUUAUUCCUCCAUGUUGAGGAUCCAGAAACGCUACAAGUUCCAUUACCAUUUCUCACCAAAGUUGAGGAGUAACACAGUUCCCGGAGUGGAUAUUACCUUCACUGGUUAUCCUGGUAUUCUUGGUUCCACUGAUGACUUCUACACCAUCAAGGGACGUCACCUGCAUUCGAUCGUAGGAGGCGUUGGCAUCAAGAACGAGAAUCUGCAGCUAUGGAAAACGGUGGAUCCCAAAAAGAUGGUGCCCUUGGUGGCUCGUGUCAUGGCUGCCAAUCGGAUCUCGCAGAAUCGUCAGACCUGGGCCACUGCAAUGGCCAGGCAUCCCAUCACCGGAGCCAAGCAAUGGAUCACCGUGGAUCUGAACAAGAUGAAGGUCCAGGAUAAUCUAUAUAAUGCCCUGGAAGGUGAUGACAAGCAUGACGAUGCUGCUGUGACGGUCAAUGAGAAGGAUAGGACAGCCAUCCAACAGCGUCACGAUCAGCUGAAGGAUAUGGUAUGGAUUGCCGAGCAGUUGCCAGGAAUGAUGACCAAGAAGGAUGUGACUCAAGGAUUUCUGGUGUCUGGCAACUCAUCUUGGCUGGCCAAUGGAGUGCCGUACUAUAAGAAUAUCCUGGAGUUGAGCGGUGUGAACUACAGCGAGGAUAAGCAGCUGACGGCGGCCGAUGAGGAGGAGUUGACCAGUCUUUCGGCGGUGGACAAGUAUCUGCGGACACAUGGUUUCCGUGGCGAUCUGCUGGGCAGCCAGGAGUCGAUUGCCUAUGGCAACAUAGAUCUAAAAUUGUUCUCCUACAACGCCCGAUUGGGUAGCACCGAUUUCCAUGCCUUUGCGGGACCUGUCUUCUUGCGAUUCCAACAUGUCCAGCCAAGGGCUUUGGAGGAGGAUGAGGGUAAGGAUGGCAGUGCACCACCUGCCGCCUCCAUGGGUGAUGAACGUCUCAGCGUGAGCAUCGAGGAUGCAGACAGUCUGGCGGAAAUGGAACUCAUUACUGAGAGGCGACCUGUGCGAAAUGAUAUGAGGGCCAUUGCCAUGCGAAAGAUUGGCAGUGGACCCUUUAAGUGGUCACAAAUGAGUCCCGUGGAGGAGGGCGGUGGCCAUCAGGGACAUCCCGAUGAGUGGAACUUUGACAAGGUCUCUCCCAAGUGGGCGUGGUAAACGCUGAGGAGCAGGUUUCUUACAACCCGUAGAACCCAAUCGAAUUUGUACGCAGAACCCACCUCCAUCCAUUUAGAAAAAAACAACAAAAACAAAACUGGAAAGCAAUAAUUGUUUUAGAUCCUGUAAUUAGUGUCUUGUCUUGUCUCGUAUAACUUGUGUGUUCCUAGCUGGUACAUAUCUUACGUCCAUAGUCCUUUAGUAUGUAUUGUACUUAUGUUUCGUGUCCAAUCAAUUGUUGUCUUCCAGUUGGUUAACUUUUAACUUCACUUAGGCCCUUUGUAAAUUAGCAACAAAAUUGUAAACCUAGUUUUUUAGCACAAAAUUUUUGUACUCUAGUAAUUUUAUAAAAGAAAAUAAAAGAAAAAAAAAUAAAACCAAUGAAUAAAA
Molecule: messenger RNA, 2363 nt
Organism: Drosophila eugracilis
Lineage: Eukaryota; Metazoa; Arthropoda; Insecta; Diptera; Drosophilidae
Gene: lama
Product: putative phospholipase B-like lamina ancestor
Exons: 3
Coding region: 3-1973 (656 amino acids)
Biological process (GO): phospholipid catabolic process
Cellular component (GO): extracellular region
Molecular function (GO): glycerophospholipase activity
Source: RefSeq, a predicted model, not a curated record